CUGCACAGCAACUAUUACUAUCCUCACACAGAAGUGACACCACAUCCACACUUAAACCCAAUACCCUCACAAUACCGCCAAGUUGGCUCGACUCAAGGAUAGCCCGAUCCCGAUGGAUCCCCCUUCACCAUCCAAAAACCCAAUGUCGCCUGGCAUGCCUGUUUUCCCAGUGUCGCCAGAGCGUCUUGCGGGCACAAAACCGCUAUAUGGCGCGCCUUCAUCGCCACAAUCCCCAGCGCUAUCAAGUCCGUUACGCAUGUCGCCACUGAGAUCUUCUCACCGCCGUAAUGAUUCUGACGUAUCCGUUCACGGCCUCGCUGCGCGCUUCGAAACUCUUGAUGUUAAGGACCACAAGGAAGCUCAGCAACGAUUCGCGCAGGCAAUCGACAAGAUCAAGGUCAAGCAUCUGAGUGAAAUGCGCGCACUCGAGAAGCAAUACCAAGACAGGCUCUGCCGUCAAGAACAACGGAUCGAGCAAAUGGUAGAAGCAGAGAAGGCUGCGAAGGAAGCUGUGCAGAACGUCGUUUCGAAAGACGACUGGGACAGACAAAGGAAAGAGUACCGGGAAGCACAGAAGAAAUGGGAAGGAAAGGCGAACGAAGUGAACGAUCUGAGAAAGCUGGCAGAGAGGAAAGCUCACGAAGCCACCCAUGAGAAUAAGGUUCUUGUGAACAAAGUCAAUCACUACAAGAAGAAAUGCGUGGAGCUAUCGAAGGAAAUGAUCCAGGCAACAGGCCAGAUUCCCACGCUUCAAGCCGAUAUGCAGAGCCUGAAGAAGGAGCGCCGCAGGCUCGAGUCUGACUUGAAGUUCCAUAGCGCCGAAGCGGAGAAAUACAAAAACCAGGUCUACGGUCUCCAAGUCGAUCUCGAGGGCGUGGAAGCACGACUGAACGAAGAGAUCCAAACCGUGAAAGCUACGUUGGCACUAGUUGAGGCAGAGCGUGAUGCACUGAAGACAAGCCUGAAAGAAGAGGAAGUGCUGCGUAUAGCCGCAGAAGGACAGAUCCCCCUCCCCGCCGCGACCACAGAUGAACAUGACGAAUUUGGGUCACCAGUCCGUUCUCCACGCAAACCGCGUGCCUUCGACCGCGAUGAAGAGGACAAGGAAAACGUAGCCCCCAAGAAGAAUGCCGUUGAGCUCAAGUUCCUUCGCCAGGAACUCGCCGCGGAGAAGCGUCUUCGCAUGCGGGCAGAAGAUCAAGUCGACUUCAUGAAGAUGGAAUGCCAGUUCCAAUGCUGUUCUUGCAGGAUUGCAGACCUCAAGGGAUCGAAAUACGUCCACGACAAUGCCCUCACUGCUGACAUGGAACUCAUCAAGGCCUCUUUACCUGCGAUGACUCCACCUGCUAGCGAUCACGGAGACGAACAGAUGGAGGACGCAGGCCCUGAAGAGGAACUGGUGGAGAUUGCCCGACCAAAUACGCCCCCGACGGAAGGCGAGGACGUACAGGUUGACAAGACCGAGGAGUCCGCAAUCUCAAGUGUCGCAGCAACUGAGUUGCCCUCGGACGGCACUGAGCGAACCUUUGAUGCCAUUGCUUACCCCGUGCCUCCUGCGAGCGAUGCUGUAGAACCUGAGACGGCCUACUCCCCUACCACAGGUACUUUCCAUGUGCUGGCUCCACAGACUCAAAUGCCCGCAUCCAUGCACAUCGCUACACCAGCCAAACCGUCCCGUCUGGGACAGGCACCUCUCAUUGAAGAUGCACCAGCAUCGUCUCCGUUCGCCCCAGACGCAAGCGGUACUAUGAUCCACCAUGAGGACAUUUCUUCAAUGCAGCUGAAGCCCGAGCAAAUGAAUGAAUUUGAAAAUGUGGUCGACCUACAAUCAGAGCAACGAGCUUCCCUCCAGAAGCACCAAGAGAUUCAGAUUCAUGAAGAUGUCAUUGAUGAUAGCGAUGAGGAGGAGGAUGACGAACCACAAACCCCACUACACGGCCCCUCUGCUCCAGCAACGCCUGCACAGUACUUGACUCGUACAAUCACUACCACUACAACGAUCCCCAUACACUUCUCGCCCAUGACGCCAGCUGUUCAGGCACCUGACAAGAUGAUGACGCCUGUCACAGUGGCCCAUGCUCCAACGGCCGCCCAAGCGCAAGUGCUCGGUGAGAUAACUUUGAAUAAGCUCCCAUUUGAUCGGGAGGCAGCACUCGAGGCUAUUCGGCAGAGGCGCGGUCGCGCUCGUAGUAUGGCUGCAGGUCAGGGCACCCCUAUGAAGAAGAUGCUGGAAGGAGUGAAAGAACGUAGAGAUAUCAGUGCGCCUGUUUCCAAGAUACGACGAUGAGGAUGACAAUGCGCACGGACGAUUAAAGUCCGAGAUCCAGCCUGAAAGCGUAACGGUACGAAAUCUUUACUAUGAAAGCUGAUUAUCAGUCUCAUCGAGGAGUUGAGCGGCAUUGCUCGGAGUUGGGGUUGGUCUUUCAGUUCUGUGGAAAUAUUGCCAUUCUUUGGGGGUUCAACUCUUCGGUCGGUCACUUUGGAUAUGCGGCUUAAUGAUACCAGGCGUUAAAGGUUGUAUAGUAGCACAUGUCCGAGUUAAUUUGACCAGUAAAACUUAUAUUCUGUGCGACCGUUUGGCUUGAGAAACAUCCUUUCGUACCAUUGUACGAGUGCCUAGGACGAGUGCCUAGGAACGA
Messenger RNA from Aaosphaeria arxii CBS 175.79, 2639 nucleotides. RefSeq lists its product as uncharacterized. The record is from RefSeq and is a predicted model, not a curated record. The coding region runs from base 113 to 2287 and encodes 724 amino acids. The transcript has 2 exons. Lineage: Eukaryota; Fungi; Ascomycota; Dothideomycetes; Pleosporales.